This is a messenger RNA of Akanthomyces muscarius, 2094 nucleotides long. RefSeq lists its product as uncharacterized. The transcript has 2 exons. Gene Ontology annotation, molecular function: dynein light chain binding; dynein heavy chain binding. Gene Ontology annotation, cellular component: cytoplasmic dynein complex. The record is from RefSeq and is a predicted model, not a curated record. Bases 1 to 2094 code for a protein of 697 amino acids. Gene Ontology annotation, biological process: transport along microtubule. NCBI's taxonomy places the organism in Eukaryota, Fungi, Ascomycota, Sordariomycetes, Hypocreales, Cordycipitaceae.
AUGCAACAACGCCGCGAUGAAAUCCUCGCCAAAAAAGCGAAGCUCGCCGAGCUGAAGCGGCAAAGAGAGCUCCGGGCCAGCCAGGCGUCCGCGGGGCGCCAAAGCAUGGGCAGCCCUGGUGAGCUCAUAUCACCGACGCCAGGCAGAGCAGACAGCCGCCGUGAAAUCGAAUCCCUUAUAAACAGUCUAGUCGGCGAAAGUCGUCCCGGAUCGACCACCACUGGCGAUGCUGCGUCCCCUGCUCCUCGCGGUAGCCGCCCGAACAGCGUCCUCAGUGCUGGAGAAAUUAGCAACGAGACCUCCGAGUUCGCAGCUCCCCCCAGCGGUCAUUCAGCACCAUCCGCGCUACCAGCGCCACCUAUACAACUGAGCACAGUCGCUCUCACUACUGUCUACGAAUGCCCUCCUUCGCCUGUAAAAGAAGUAUUUUCAUACAGCAAGGGAGUUCAGACAACGGAUGGAUGGACGUCGCCCACAAGACCACGAGCGCAAUCUCUACAGUCGGAGCAAGACGACGUUUCUGGCUCUAUAGCCAGCCCAUCGAAGAAACUGAGCAGGAGAGAACGCGACCGAGAGGAAGAGCUGCGUCAAAAGAUCCGAGACGAGGUGGAGGAAGAGCUGAGAGCAACGAGGGAGCGUUUGGCGGACGGCGCUGAAGCUGAACAACCUUCUGCUACCAACUAUCCGAUUCGAGAUCUGACUUCGGAGGAGCUCGAAGCUGUUACACGAUCGGACGAGUUUGUGGACUUUUUAGAGCAGUCUACCAAGGUCAUCGAACGGGCCAUUGACCAGGAGACGUACGACAUCCUUACAGACUACUCCUUGCAGGGCAAGGACCUAGACGAGGACGACGAUGAGACUGGCAACACCGGCGGCCGCGGGCAGACCAGGAUAAAGGAAGUUGCGCAGUUCUUUGACGAGCGGUGGUCCAAGAAGCGCAUGAUCAGCAGCAUCGAUUUUUCGCCAAAGUUUAGCGAGCUUUUGCUGGCGUCGUACACAAAGAACCCAACAGCGCCCCACGAACCCGACGGCUUGGUGCAAGUAUGGAACACACACAUGCACGACCGUCCGGAGUACGUCUUUACGGCUCAGUCUGACAUUUUGACAGCCAAGUUUUCGCCAUACCACCCCAACCUCAUCAUCGGCGGCUCGUACAGCGGCCAAGUGCUUCUUUGGGACACGCGCGCCAAGGCGGCGCCGGUACAGAAGACGCCGCUGACGGGCUUUGGCCACGCGCACCCCAUCUACUCGGUGGACAUUGUCGGCACGCAAAAUGCAAACAACAUCAUCUCGUGCUCCACGGACGGCGUCGUCUGCGGCUGGAGCAUGGACGUCUUUGCCCAGCCCCAGGAGCUCCUGGAGCUCAAGAACCCGGCCCAGGCCAAAGUGGCCGUCGAGGACGUCAGCCCGACCUGCCUCUCGUUUCCGCAGACGGAUCCCACCUUCUUCCUCGUCGGCAGCGAGGAGGGCACCAUCUUCCCCUGCCACCGCUACGACCGCGCCGGCGCUAAGGCGGGCGUCGACAAGAAGAUUUGCUACAAGGGUCACACGGCGCCCGUCAUGUCGGUAGAUUUCCACCCGUCGCGCGGCCCUGUCGACCUUGGCGACCUCGUCCUCUCGUCAUCGCUUGACUGGAGCGUCAAGCUGUGGAAGGUCCGCGCGCCCGCUGCCACGUCGACAAUUGGUUCUGGCGACGGCCACAUCAAGCCGCUGAUUGACUUUGUUCGCGAAGACGUCGUCUACGACGCCCGCUGGUCGCCCGUGAAGCCGAGCGUGUUUGCGCUCGUCGACGGCGCGGGCUGGCUGGAGCUCUGGGACAUUAGCAAGGAGACGGAGGAACCCAUCUCGCGCAUCACGCCUAGCCAGCGCCAAGACGGCCGCACCAUGCUCUCCAAGAGCCUCAACAAGCUGGCCUGGGAGCCCAACGAGGGCAAGCGCAUCGCGACCGGUGGCAUUGACGGGUCGCUGACGGUGUUUGAGGUGGCGAGCGGGCUGGGCGGCAAGGAGGGCUUGAAGAACGAGGAGUGGACGAAUGUGAAGAAGCUGGUGAACCGUGUCGAGGCCGUGGGUGUCAAUGGGGCGGUGGUAGUCUAA